Phytophthora infestans T30-4 is the source of this 240-nucleotide messenger RNA. RefSeq lists its product as uncharacterized. The transcript is spliced from 2 exons. NCBI's taxonomy places the organism in Eukaryota, Oomycota, Peronosporomycetes, Peronosporales, Peronosporaceae. Bases 1 to 240 code for a protein of 79 amino acids. The record is from RefSeq and is a predicted model, not a curated record.
AUGGUUAAAGUCACCUUUGGGCCUCGAAGAUCGCCUGAGGCUGACGAUCAGGUGAGGAUCGAGAACAAACGACUGAAGGCGAAGCUGGAGACGCUUCUCUUUGCCAAGCAGCAGUCGGAACGGGAGGCUGGAGAUUGGAUCGCCAAGCUGGAGAACGACAAGCUGCAGCUGCAUAAGGUAUGGAAGGACGAGGUGGUCAAGGGGCUUGACAUGGAGAAGAAGCUCCAAGGGCUCAAAUGA